Molecule: messenger RNA, 714 nt
Organism: Rotaria sp. Silwood2
Lineage: Eukaryota; Metazoa; Rotifera; Eurotatoria; Philodinida; Philodinidae
Source: the annotation of a GenBank genome assembly
AUGGCUCUAGCUGCACAACAAUCUUUAUUAGACGAAUUAAUGGGCAAAGGUCGUAAUGCAGCGAAAGGUGAAAAAAUUCAUAAAUAUCGUUUUGAUGACCCAAAUGUUUGUAAAUAUAUGCUAGUUGAUUAUUGUCCACAUGAUUUAUUUGUUAAUACUCGACAAGAUCUUGGACCCUGUGAUAAAAUUCAUGAUAUUAGUCUUCAACAUGAUUAUCAACAAAGUUCACGUUAUGGAAAACUUGGUUAUGAAGAUGAUUAUGAACGUUUUCUUAAAUCAUUAAUAUCUGAUGUUGAACGACGUAUUAAACGUGGACAAGAACGUCUACGCAUAACUCAAGGUGAUCCGAAUGCUGUUAAUGAUCCACAUAGUCUUAAGAAUGAAACUAUCAAUAGAAUAAAAUCUCUUGAAGAAAAAAUAACAUCACAUGUUUUAAAAUCUGAACAACUUGGAAAUGAUUGUCGAAUUGAUGAAGCACAACAAGUUUUAAAUGAAUGUGAAGAAAUGAGAGAAGAAAAGAAAAAACUUGAAAUGCAAUUAGCUGAAGAACAAGCAAAUGCAGAUAUGAAUAAAGCUAUGGAAGUAUGUACUGUUUGUGGAUCAUUUCUUAUUGUUGGUGAUAUACAAAGUCGUCUUGAUGAACAUAAUAGUGGAAAACAACAUGCUGGUUAUGCAAAAAUUAGAGCAACACUUGAAGAGUUAAUUGUAAGUUGA